UUUGCCCAAAUGUUCUUUAUUCUGCUAACGGGAAGCAAUGAAGCUUGCAUUCUUGCAGCAAUGGCCUAUGACCGAUACGCUGCCAUUUGCAAACCCCUCCAUUAUGUACAAAUUAUGAUCAAAGCAUGUUGUAGAUGGCUGGUGGGUGGUGCAUGGACAACAGGUUUCUCAUUUGCCUUGAUAAACACCUUUCCUGCUUUGAAGCUGGAUUUCUGUGGACCAGAUUUUAUCAGGGAUUUCAGCUGUGAAAUUCCAUCUGUACUUGCCUUAUCUUGCACAGACACACUCUCCAAUUGGAUAGUAUUCCUCAUAACUGGUAGUACCGUUGCCAUAUCUUCACUAAGUCUGAUUCUAUUUUCCUACAUCCACAUCAUCUCAACUAUCCUGAAGCUGAACUCCACAGAAGCAAAGAGAAAAACUUUCUCUACCUGUAGUGCUCACCUUACUGUUGUGAUUUUGUAUUAUAGUUUUGGAUGUUUUAGGAAUAUGAGGCCCAGCUCAGCCUCCUCAAUUAUUGUGGAUGAACUCUUCUCCGUUCAGUAUAGCAUUUCAACACCCAUGCUGAACCCCCUUAUCUCCAGCCUGAAAAACAGGGAAGUAAAGGAAACCAUCAAAAAGUUAAUGGGCUACAAACCCUGA
This is a messenger RNA of Python bivittatus (Burmese python), 639 nucleotides long. Its product is annotated as olfactory receptor 5BS1-like. NCBI's taxonomy places the organism in Eukaryota, Metazoa, Chordata, Lepidosauria, Squamata, Pythonidae. Gene Ontology annotation, molecular function: G protein-coupled receptor activity; olfactory receptor activity. Gene Ontology annotation, cellular component: membrane. Gene Ontology annotation, biological process: G protein-coupled receptor signaling pathway. The record is from RefSeq and is a predicted model, not a curated record.